CUAACGUUAGCUGCUGUUCAGGUUCGUGAUUUCCAGUGGUGCUAACAGCGCUAGUUUUGUGUGCAGUAAGUUGUACGAAGUUUCUUCAGGACUUUAUUUCAUCAGUUUGCUGAGCUCAACCUUUCGGAACCAUUUGGGUUGUGUUGUGGACAAAAGAAGAGCGGUGAAAUGCCUACAGAAGUCCCACAGCAAGAUGUUUGUCAGGAGGAGGAGGUUGAAAUGGCCCAGGAGGAAGCAGAACCUCCUCAGAUGAACCAGAACCAGACUAAACACAGCAUGAACCGGGAGUUGGAGCAGCUGAUGCAGGAGUUGAAGGCUCAGAACUUAUUGGUGCUUCAAUGCAUUUCUCUACUUGAUGAAAUCUGUGGAGUUUCUGAAAACGGGACGAUGGAGAGUGAAGAAGAGAUGGAUGUCCCUUCUACAGAGACCAGACCAGGAAGGACAUUGCUUGGAAGAAGAUUAGUGAGGAGGUCGGGGUGUCUGAGGCUGUAUGCCGGAAACCGUGGAAGACUUUGUGUGACACAUACGCAAAGGAGGGCAAGAAGGAGCGAGACAGACACAGGAGUGGUGCUGGAGCUGAUUCCACUCCGAAAUGGAAGUUUAUGUUGGUCCUGUCCUUCCUGCGUCCUUUCGUCACACCUAGAGAGACCAGCAGCAACAUGCCGUCGAGGUUGCAGGAGGAGCAGGAGGAGCAGGCCGCUGGCUACGACGACCAAGCAGAUGAUCUUGAUUUGGGCGACGAAUCGGAAGCAGUCUGCAAUCGUUUUCGCUUCGUUUGAAACAUCGCUGGAAUGGAAUUCGUCCAUGUCGUCUUCAGAGCAGGCUGGACCUUCAUCUGCUGUCCCAUCCGAACGACCACCUCAGAAGAAACUGCAAACCAGACUGACCAUCGCCCAGCCCACUCCAUUUGAGCGCAAUUUGAUGGACCUAUGAUGGCCACCACAACUUCAACGCCACCACCACCACCACCACUGAAUCAUGAGCAAUAUUUCUUGUUAGGACUAUAUCCAAUGCUACAGAAGGUGCCAGAAAAUAAUAGGGAAUACUGAAAAUUCCAUAUCUACAAGUUGUUGUACGACAACAUGGAAGUCACUCUUGAUUUGGAAAAUUCUUCACAGACUGAGGACAUGUGAAGAAAUGUCCAUCAAUGUCCAUCACUCCCUCUUGCACACUGUCUCCAUCCUGCACAAUCAUCACUGUAUUUGCCUGCGUUACAUAUAUUUUGAACAUAUUGUUUUCUUAGUCAUUUUUUAUUACAUUUGCUACUGUA
Molecule: messenger RNA, 1270 nt
Organism: Austrofundulus limnaeus
Lineage: Eukaryota; Metazoa; Chordata; Actinopteri; Cyprinodontiformes; Rivulidae
Source: RefSeq, a predicted model, not a curated record